AUGUCUAUCAAUCCCCAUAUGACCGUCUUCGGGACAAUCUUCCUCCUUCUCCUCGCCGCCUCAAGCCAAACCGCGGCGGCGUUGAAUCUUUCUCUCGGCGACCUCUGCACGGUGGCGGAUUUUCCUGUAUUGUGCAGAGGCACCAUUAAGGGUCAAACGAAUGUGAACGCAGCGACGGAUGUGGCCAUCAGAGAGCUGAUGAAGAGGACGAGGCAAGCCAGAGAUAUCGCCAAGAAAGAGCUGAAACGCGAUGGAGGAGUCGCGACUUGUUUGUCCAACUUCAACAGCGCGUUUGAUAAUUUGGAGAAGGCCCUUCAGAACAUUAAGGAGAACGAUGGUUUUAGCCUCAACAUUAACCUCAGCGCUGCGUUAACGGACUACGAUACUUGCAGCGACGCCAUGAAAGGAAGUCAGGAGAUUAAUAACGUCGUUUACAAAUCCGCAGGCGUUUUGUACCAAAUGGCUGAUAAUUGCUUGGCUCUUUCUACCCUCGUUAAACAAUGA
Thlaspi arvense is the source of this 504-nucleotide messenger RNA. Lineage: Eukaryota; Viridiplantae; Streptophyta; Magnoliopsida; Brassicales; Brassicaceae. The record is from the annotation of a GenBank genome assembly.